Messenger RNA from Triticum aestivum (bread wheat), 5962 nucleotides. RefSeq names its product ribosome-binding protein 1. The transcript has 5 exons. The record is from RefSeq and is a predicted model, not a curated record. NCBI's taxonomy places the organism in Eukaryota, Viridiplantae, Streptophyta, Magnoliopsida, Poales, Poaceae. Gene Ontology annotation, molecular function: nucleic acid binding; zinc ion binding. Bases 960 to 2273 code for a protein of 437 amino acids.
UUUUGGUGUCCUGUUGUGUUUGCGGAUUGAUGAAAAUUUGGCGAGGGAGAUCAUAAACCAUCGCUCGCUGCAGCACAUCAAUUGUUGAAUUCGUUUGAAGGAGCUGUCAAUUGUUGAAUUCGCUUGAAGGAGAUGGAGCUCGUUUGGCUGAAUUUGCUACUGAGCUGCCACAUUUUGAGGGCCUGCAAUUGAAGAAUACAACACUUGAGAUAACAAUUGAAGAAUACUAGAGUAAUAAUAACUACUGCAAGAUUGAUGUAUUUUCUUUUUGUUGGAGAUUUUCUGCAUCUUUUAUGGACGGUAACAUUUGAGAUAACAAUUUGAUGUGCUAACCAUCAAGAUCAACUUUGACAUGUUUGGUCUCUAAAAGUUACUAUUGACCAUCAUUAGUACAUCCUAUAAGAAGGGGAAAAUAAAGCAUUAAUGUGGAGUAUGUUCCAAUGGAAAUCUUCAGGAACACCUUGAAGGUCUGAGUGCAAUUUUUCUUUAGUUCUCUGUGAGCUUAAAAAUGCAACUGAUGUGGCCCAUGCAACUGAAAUUAAAAACAUGGAGAAGAAUCAUAAAAGAUCUCGCUGAAAAUGCCCUCGUUCCGCACUUCGUGUGGACAGGCAGCGCCCUUUACCUUUGAAGUCUCGAAAAAUGGUCUGGGUGAUGCGGGUGCCUCAAUGCUUGAUGCCAUGUUCUGUAAGAGGCCAAGGUUGUAUUUGGGUGUCCACGCGCUACAGGGAAUUACUGUGCGGAGUAGUAAGAAUUGAUUUAAACGUAGAGCCUAGACUCGCACUCCAUGAGCAUCCAUGGCCGGCGAGACAGGACCCUCGACCCUCGGCCUCUGUUGAGAAGGAUCGUUCCACUGUGUCCGAUUUGUAGUACAGAGCAAUCUCAUUCCUCUGAAGUUCCUAUUGGGAAAAUGGGCAAGAUGUGUUUGGUUAGUGGUGCUUUGUUUUUGAGAGGUUAAGGAUAUGGGAGGGAAUAGAUUCUUGUUUGUUUUUGAGAGAGAGGCAGGGAGGAGGAAAGCGGUAGAGAAUGGACCUUGGACCUUUGGGAAAGAAUUACUAGUCAUGGAGGAGUUCGAUACGGCAAAGACCAUAGAUGAUUAUAAGUUUGAUAAAGUGCCAAUCUGGAUUAGGAUCUUUAACGUGCCGCUGGGUCUGAUGUGCAAAGAAUUGGCAGAAGAUAUGGGUGAGAAUAUUGGUGAUCUGAUAGAGGUGGACACAGGAGAGGAUGGGACAGCGGUUGCGCAAUGCUUGAGGGUCAAAGUGCGGAUCAUGGUGAAGGAACCUCUUAAGAGGGGAAUGUUCCUAGACGAUGAGGAGGAUGCCGAUGGGGACAUAGUGGUCAAGGCAAAGGGGGGAGAGGAGGAGGAAGAACCAAAAAUCUGGUGCCACUUUCAAUACGAGUUCCUCCCGGACUUAUGCUACACAUGCGGCAUCAUGGGGCAUAUUGACCGUGAAUGCAAGACAAAGUUGAAAAGGGGGGAGGUGGCUGAGUAUGGGAGAUGGCUACGUUACUUGCCAGAAGCAUAUCAGGGCGGUGAGGAGAGGGGGAGGCAGGCUAUGGAAUACAGUGGUGGAGCCAACAGAAGGAGGUACGGAUGGACCAAUAGCAGCGGCAGGUCAGGAAGCGAUGGUCCUUCUUGGAGGAAGAAUACAGAAGGGUCUGAGAGAGGCAGUGGGAAUGAACGCCAGAGGACUGAUGGGGAGGAGGUUACCAGCCCAUUAAAGAUCAAAAACAUGACCGGGGUAGCCCCAAGCAGGAGAACUGAUGUGGCGAAGCAGCUGGGGUUCCAGAGCGAUACAGGAAGUGGCGGACAGGUUAAAGGACCCCAAAUCAUACAAAAGGGAGCCUUAACUGUGGAGGUAGUGGAGGGGGGUCCAAAAGAAGGAGGGGGCUUGAUCAAAGGAGUGGGUCAGGUAAAAGGAGGGGAGAACGAAGUUAGUACCGAUGAAGCAAAAUCGGAGGCCGGUAAGGUGGGGGAGGGGGUACGAGGUCAAUCAGCAGAUACAAGUGGGCUGGCCGUUGUACAUAAUGCAGGUGAGAAGCAGAAUUCAAUGGGGAAAGGGGGGAGGUACAAGAAGAAAGGAAGGGAGGGAAGGGUUUUGGGGCAUGCAGAUAAUGUGCUCCUGGAGAAGAAGAGAGGUGGGGAUGACAUGGUGGUUGAGGAGCUAAACCCGGAGAGUAAGAAGAGCAAGUUAGAAGGGCACGGUGCAGAUGGUGUGGAGGUCACAAACAAUGCUAAAGUGGGGCUGUCGGAACAGCCCUGCGUGCCCCAAUGAAGCUUAUCUCCUGGAAUUCCCGGGGGUUGGGGAACGGCCCGGCGAUUCGUGGUCUUCUGGAUCUCCAGAAGAAGGAGGACCCCGAUGUUCUGUUUCUGUCGCAGACGAAGAUGGAGCAACGUAGACUGGAAUGGUUAAGGUGGAAGAUGAAUAUGACUUGUUUGAUGGUGAAGAACUGUGAGGGUCAGAGUGGGGGGUUGGCCAUGUUCUGGAAGAAAGAAGUGAACCUGCGCAUUGUGGGUUUUAUGUCCAAAUAUCAUAUUGAUGCGGAGAUUACUGAGGAGGAUGGGUUCAAGUGGAGGUUUACGGAUGUUUAUGGUGAGCCGAAGAUGAGUGAGAAAGUUAAAACCUGGCGCCUCAUGAGGAAUCUGAAACACCACAAUAAUAAACCGUGGCUUUGUGCAGGCGACUUCAAUGAGGUAUUACAUAGCUGGGAGAAGGAAGGGGGGGUUCCACGCAGCCAGGCAUGUAUGGAUCGGUUUAAAUCAGCCCUCGAAGAGUGUGAAUUAGAUGACCUUGGCUUUAUUGGAGAUGCGUUUACUUGGAGGAAUAACAACCAGGCUGCGUGCGAUUAUGUCAAGGAGCGGCUGGAUAGGGCUGUUGCUACGCAAUCAUGGCGUAACCGUUUUCCUGCUUACAAGGUGAUCAAUGGUGAUCCGUUCCACUCGGACCACAGACCAAUCAUCAUAGAUACGACCGGGGCUGCAGCAAUCAGGAAAGGAGACCCGCAGAAUCGUAUGCCCAGGUUUGAGGCAAGAUGGCUAGAUGAAGAAGGAUGUAGGGAGAUAGUGCAAAAUGCAUGGGGGAGGGAGAAGAAUAUAGAAGGGAAGGAAGUAGCAGGAGCAGCUAAGGGAGUGCUAAAGGAAGUUUUUGAUUGGAGCAAGAACGUUCUCGGCGACCUUGAGAAAAGAAUUCAUAGACUGAAGAAGGAGCUCGAGGCUGUAAGAAGGAAGAGUAUUGAUGACGAGCAGGUUCAGAGGGAGCAUAUGCUGCGAUUUAAAUUGAGUCGGCUGGAGGACCAGCUAGAAACAUACUGGAAACAACGGGCGCACAUCAAUUGGAUGAAGUGGGGAGACCGAAAUACGAAUUUUUUCAUGCGGCCGCGUCGGAGAGGAGGAGGAAGAAUAGGAUCAAGAAGCUAAGAAGGGAUGAUGGGGCUGUGGUGGAGAGGGAGGAGGAGCUGAAGGAAGUUGUAACUAAUUACUUUAUGAAUCUGUUCACUUCUCAUGCAGGUGGUCGGCAUGAAGAACUACUUGCACGAGUGAACUCUCAUGUCACUCCCGAUAUGAACGGCCUCUUGCAGAAGGAGUACACGCGUGAGGAGGUAUAUGAAGCGCUGCAAAGUAUCGGUGACCUCAAAGCUCCGGCCCGGAUGGCAUGCCAGCCGUAUUUAUAAGAAAUGUUGGGACUUUGUGGGUGAUGAUAUUGCUACGGAGGCCCUUGCAGUACUCAAUGGGGGGCCGAUGCCGGAGGGUUGGAACGAGACCUGUGUUGUGCUGAUACCUAAGGUAAAGAAUCCAGAUAAUAUGAAAUAUCUUAGACCAAUCAGCCUCUGCAACGUCGUCUAUAAACUGGUCUCGAAAGUAUUGGCAAACCGUCUCAAACAAAUCCUUCCUGAUAUUAUAUCCCCCAAACAGAGUGCCUUUGUACCUGGUCGGUUAAUUACGGACAAUAUCCUGCUAGCAUAUGAGUGCACACAUCUUAUGCAGAACAAAAGGAGAGGCAAGGAGGGGCUUGCGGAGGUCAAACUCGAUAUGAGUAAAGCCUAUGAUCGCAUUGAAUGGAUCUUCCUGGAAAAGAUGAUGCGGAAACUGGGGUUUGGCGAAGAGUGGAUUGACAGAAUUAUGCUAUGUGUAUCCUCAGUAUCCUAUAGGGUGAAAGUGAACGGAGAUUAUACGGAUGUGAUCGUACCACAACAGGGUCUACGGCAAGGCGACCCUUUAUCACCGUAUCUUUUCCUCAUAUGUGCAGAAGGAUUUUCUUCUCUGCUGAAUGUUGCUGAGGCGGAUGGAACAUUGAGUGGGAUACGCAUUUGCAACAAUGCACCGAGCUUUAAUCCAUCUAUUAUUUGUGGAUGACUCACUAGUACUCAUUAAAGCUACAAGCGAGAGUGCUAUGGCUUUGCAAAAUGUGCUACAACUGUAUGAGGAUUGCUCGGGGCAAGUUGUAAACUAUGAUAAAUCAUCUGUUAUGUUCAGUAAGAAUACAAGGAAUCCGAGGAAACAUGAAGUGCUUGGACUGCUGAAUAUUAGAGCUGAAGCGCGUAAUGAGAAGUACCUGGGACUACCCGUCUAUGUUGGCCAAGCUAGAAAGCAGACCUUUGAGUAUCUGAAGGAGAGGAUAUGGCAGCAGAUACAGGGGUGGCAGGAGAGGUUGCUGUCCAAAAUGGGGAAGGACGUGUUGAUCAAAGCAUGUGCCCAAGCUAUCCCUACUUUUGCUAUGUCAUGUUUCGAUUUGACCAAGACUUUGUGCGAGGAGAUUGGCACGAUGAUAUGUCGAUUUUGGUGGGCAAAACAGGACAAGAAUAACACAAUGCACUGGCUGAGCUGGGAGUUAUUGACAAGACCAAAGAAGGAUGGGGGGAUGGGAUUCAGAGAUAUAUAUGGCUUCAAUAUCGCUAUGUUGUCACGGCAGGCAUGUCGGCUGCUAACUGCACCUGACUCCCUGUGCGCUAGGGUCUUGAAAGCCAGAUACUUUCCGCGCACAUCAAUUCUUGAGGCAGAGGCUCAUCCGGGUAUAUCAUAUACGUGGAGAAGUAUUCUGAAGGGGGUGUCACUUUUGAAGGAGGGUCUGAUACAUAGAGUUGGAGAUGGAAGCUCGGUCUAAAUCUGGACGGAUCCAUGGCUGAACAGAGACGGACCAAGAACUCCAUCCACCCCCAGGGGAGGCUGCCUCCUCACUAGAGUUUGUGAACUAGUGGAUCCAGACACACAGACUUGGGAUGAAGCUUUGGUGUGUGACAUUUUCAGUCCGGAAGAGGCUAGCAUCAUCUUGGCAACUCCGGUCCGGGAUGAUUGGGAGGACUGCUAUGCCUGGUAUCAUGAUAGCAAGGGAGUUUUCUCAGUUAAAUCGGCUUACCAAAUUUACAUCAAGAUGAGGGAUGCAACACUACUGGGGACCUUGACCGUCUUGCCAAACCGAUGGGAGUGGUCUGACAUCUGGAAGUUACCGUGCCAACCAAAAAUCCAACAGUUCGUGUGGCGUCUAGCUCACAACAGCCUACCACUGAAACUGAAUAUGAAACGCCGGGGCAUCAACUGUGACACUGUGUGUGUUUGUUGUAAACGGCUUGAUGAGGAUGGAGCUCACCUGUUUCUGAAGUGCAAACAAGUGAAGAUAGUGUGGCAUUCUUUGCAACUGGAGCAUAUUCGAAUGCAGAUGUGUACAUGUAUCGAUGCACAUGCAGUGGUGAAUACUGUAUUUCAGCUACCAGAAGAGAAAAGGAUUCUGGUGGUCUGCCUGCUAUGGCGAUGGUGGAACUGGAGGAACAAAACAAAUGCGAGCGAAGCUGCUGGACCAAUAGACAAUCUUGCUGGGGAGAUCAAUCAUUGGGCAAUGGAUUCCCUCUCCCUAUGCCGACAACCUAGUAAUGCGAACUAUAAGCGCAUGGCCCAGGAAUGGCAAAGGCCCGAGGAGGACUGCCUGAAAAUUAACUGCGAUGGCGCAUUUUCAGCGACAUCGUGCACAGG